UUUGGAAUGACAACUCCCAGCACUCCCAGAGUUGUCAUCCCCAAAACUAGUUGUCUCUAAAUUUCAGAAUACUCAGAUUCGGUUGCAAAUAAAAAUGCAAAAUAGAUGUGGGUAGGAAUGUGCUGUCACAGUGUUGAUGCGGUUAAAAAGUAUGUCCCAUUUGCAAAAUAGCUGGGGAGAUGUAGCAUUUGGCAAGAUCACAAAAUUUCCCCUACACUUUUGUGUACCGCUCUGCAUCAGAUCCGCUGAAAACCUCCUAUACUGGAGUAUACGGAAUGGGAGAAGAAAACACCAAAAUUUACUCCCCUGAUCUUUUAUCACCAAGAAUUUGGAAAUAUUGCCAUGUAUUUAUUUUAAAAUGCUUUUGCUGCCCUGUGGAUCCAGCUGUGCAAAUCAUUCCUUUCCAAGCAGUUUGGGAUUCAGGGCAUAAGGCACCUUUUUCUUGGAUCGCUCUCAAGGAAGCCAAAAGCCGUCUAUAUUAUUCCAGCUAUGCACAGUGUGGCUCUCCCUGCGGACGGAGUGUUGUUUUAAGAGGAUGUGGGCUUUGCCAAGUUGCGCACGUUCCAGAAGAUUUUCAUUUCAGCUGCUUUUCUCUCCGGCUGCAAGAAAAAUCUACGACAGAGUUUUGCUUGUUUGAGGGAGUUAGCGAUGGGUCGGUUUCUGGUGGGCACAAUGUUGUUGGUUGCGGCUUUUGGGGUCUCUGGGGCAUCUUCUCCGGUGUUGGAUGUUGCUUCGAUGUUGACCCCUCUCGAAGCAGCCAGGAUGGCAGUGGAGGACUACAAUGAAGGAACCGUAGUCCCAGACGUUUUUAGGCUGCUGAAGCUCAGAAACACCCGCAAAACGAGAUUCGGCUGGGGGGUUCAUUUCAGCAUGAACUUCACCGUCAAAGAAACCCUUUGUCAGAAAACAUCCAGCUACAGGAUGGGAGACUGCAAAUACAAGCCAAAGGGGGCGAUAAAGGAUUGCUCUGCUGAAGUCUCCAUCCUCAACUUCAUGCAAGAUUCCCCCUUGACCUCCAUGAAAUGCCGGCGGGCAAACUCUGGCGGACGGAAGACGAAAUCCAGCCAUGAACCCCAGAUGAUGGAGGCAUCAGCCCCUCGAGCGCAAGCGGACUAUUUCCCAUCGUCCUAUUCUACUGCAGCUCUGAAAGCCAUUGCAGAAAAGUAACAACAUGGCACUCUACUCAGCCAAAUGGAGACAGGAAGAUCCUUUCUCUCAGAUUGUGAGAUGUUUGUGUGUCUAUUUUCAGUUUUGUGCAAGACUGCUGCUUCAAAGCCCUUAGUGAGGUGCAAACAUUUAUUGUAGGCUUAUCAAACCCAUUAUAUUGUUAAAAUAUUAUUGCUCAUUGAUGCUGUCCAUGUGUCAUUACCAUAUAUUGGCCUGACCCUCAGAGUUUGUGAGGUCUUUUUUUGUGUGUGAGAUUUUGUAUAUUUCUAACCUGGGGUCAAAGAGGUGCUAAAUCUGCUCCCAGUUUUAACACUGAAUUUUAAAAGGCCUACCCAAGGUGCUGAACUGGAUCUCCAAAUGAGGUUCAGCACCUUGAAUGGCCUGAGUCCUCCAAGUAGAGGAGGCUCAUUGAACCAAUGAGAGUCACACAAGUUUCAUCUCACCAUUUUAAGAUUCAGUGGGUCUCCUUUGGCCUUUAUUACCAAUAGGGUUCAGGCCAAUAACUAAGGUAAACAUCCCCAGCCUACUAAGCCACUCCUCAUAGGGCUUGGUGGUUUCCAGAUCUUUGACUGUCUUUUGGACACCAUCCUUUGGACACCUUCCAGCUUGUCCAUAUCUUUCUUGAAUGGUGGACAUGUUUCAAAACUACACUUUUAGAGAUGGAAGAGACCUCAAGGGCCAUCAGGUCCAACCAAGACACAAUCCAAACACUUGCAACAGAUGGCUAUCCAGCCUCUGUUUAAAAACAUCCAAAGGAGGAGACUCCAACGCUCUCCAAGGCAGAGUCUUCCACCAUCCAGCAGUUCUAACCAUCAGGAAGAUCUUCCUAAUGUUGAGGUGGAAUCUCUUUUCCUACAGCUUCCAUCCAUUGUUCCAUAUUCCAGUCUCUGGAGCAGCAGAAAACAAGAUUGCUCCAUCCUCAACAUUGGCAUC
This is a messenger RNA of Sceloporus undulatus (fence lizard), 2100 nucleotides long. Its product is annotated as cathelicidin-2-like. Gene Ontology annotation, molecular function: cysteine-type endopeptidase inhibitor activity. Bases 649 to 1167 code for a protein of 172 amino acids. Gene Ontology annotation, biological process: defense response. NCBI's taxonomy places the organism in Eukaryota, Metazoa, Chordata, Lepidosauria, Squamata, Phrynosomatidae. Gene Ontology annotation, cellular component: extracellular region. The transcript has 4 exons. The record is from RefSeq and is a predicted model, not a curated record.